GGCAGUGAACAAAGUAUAAUUGAUUCAUGUCUUCUGGUUCUUGACCAUUUGCUAUCUCCUCUUUUUCCUUCACAUCAAGUCCUCCUGAACUGUAUUCUUAUCACGGUCGUCAUGGCUACCGUUAAGCAAAAACCGAUAGUUCUGCAUAUUGGCGAUCCAGUCAAAUGGAACCUUGAUUUAUAUGAUCAAUUUUCCGAGGACUUUACUAUCAUACGACCUUCAACAGAAGAGCGUCAACGUGAUGCCUUCAUGAAAGGCUUGAAAGAAAACAGAUGGGGCAACUUUUCCGCAAUAUUCAGACCGUUCUGGAAUACUGGUGGUGAAAUGGGGAGAUGGGACUCGGAGCUCAUUCCCUUGAUACCUGAAUCAUGUCGAAUAUUUGCAUCUGCCGGAGCUGGUUUUGAUUGGGCCGAUGUAGAUCUUUUGGCCGACCGAGGUAUUGUCUAUUGCAACAGCGCCACGGCUACUACAGAAUCUGUAGCAGAUUUUGCCAUUUUCUUGAUCUUAGCUACAUUUAGAAACCUCACUUGGUGCACUCAAGCUGCUCGUUCCGGUGCAGCUUCGUUCCAAGAUUGUCACACCAAUGCCGCAUCUAUGUCCCACAAUCCUCGCGGCCAUACGCUCGGUAUUGUUGGCUUGGGAAAUAUUGGCUAUAACAUCGCUCGAAAAGCUUCCCUAGCAUUCGGAAUGAAAAUUAUGUACUACGACAUCGUCCGAAAGACUCCAUCUCAGGAAGCUGCCAUCAAAGCACAAUUCUUUACUGAUGUAGAUGAUAUGUUAGCCCUGAGCGAUUGCGUGGUUCUUGCUACGCCUGCCUCUCCGGACGGAAGAAAAUUCCUUGAUAGACAGAGGUUGAGCAAGUUCAAGGAAAAAAGUAGAUUCGUGAACAUUGCGAGAGGUAUCUUAGUGGAUGAGCAAGCAUUGGCCGAAGCUGUCGAGUCAGGGAAAUUGGUGGGUGUAGGACUGGACGUUCAUGAGCAUGAGCCUAGAGUAAACGACAGGCUAAAGGCCUCUAGGAAUGUUACACUUACCAGCCAUAAUGCUGGUGGGACACUUGAAACCCACAUUGGGUUUGAGGAAUUGGCAAUGAAAAACAUCGACGCAGUACUAAAAGGGAAGGAGCCAUUGACGCCUGUUAACACGCAUUUGAUUGGGAAGGUGAAGCAUAAUUUGUGAGGGUGUAUCCUGUCAAGUAGGUAAUAUAGCAAGUAGGUACUACAUAAAAUCUCAAGGAACUCCGCUACUCCGCAUUUUGCCUCCAGAAACUUUGAAAGAAAACGGUAUCCAGAAGAUUCCACAUGGACGUCGAUUCUGGGAGAAUUUGGUGAGAUAUAACCGCAGCUCAGUAAAUGUAGGAAGUUGCAUAGGGAAAUAUUGAGGCAUGGAUUAGUUUCCA
Messenger RNA from Botrytis cinerea B05.10, 1396 nucleotides. RefSeq lists its product as hypothetical. The coding region runs from base 112 to 1176 and encodes 354 amino acids. Gene Ontology annotation, molecular function: hydroxypyruvate reductase [NAD(P)H] activity; NAD binding; glyoxylate reductase (NADPH) activity. Gene Ontology annotation, cellular component: cytosol. The record is from RefSeq and is a predicted model, not a curated record. NCBI's taxonomy places the organism in Eukaryota, Fungi, Ascomycota, Leotiomycetes, Helotiales, Sclerotiniaceae. The transcript is spliced from 5 exons.